Messenger RNA from Drosophila rhopaloa, 919 nucleotides. RefSeq lists its product as uncharacterized. Lineage: Eukaryota; Metazoa; Arthropoda; Insecta; Diptera; Drosophilidae. The transcript is spliced from 4 exons. The record is from RefSeq and is a predicted model, not a curated record. Bases 79 to 489 code for a protein of 136 amino acids.
UAAUAAAACUUUUGGUUCUCUCACAAUUACUAUGCCUUUUCAAUCAGUUUUCAGGUUUUCAUAGAUCAAAAUUGUAAAAUGUGGCGUCUUAAAAAAUGUUGCUGUUGCAUUAAAUUGCGCAAGGCCUGCUAUUUAAUCGCCGUGCUGGACUUUGUUGUCAACGCGCUGGUGCUCAACAUGGCCGGUCAGGAGUUUAUCGCACACAUCGAGCAGGCGGUGGCCAUUUGUCACUGCAUUGGGUGCAUUUUCCUGCUGGGCGGAGCACUACUCAGAUCGACCGUUCUUCUGAUGUUCUUCCUCAUCACCAGCCUGACCAACUGCAUCAUAAUGACUGUGUACUGCAUCUACCUUCUGAUAUACGAACAGAUAUACCGGGAGAUAAUUGUUCCAGGCUCGGCCAUUUAUAUUUGCUGUGAUAUCUACUUCUGGAUCGUCGUCUAUUCGUUUUAUGUUGAAGUGAGAAAUCCUGAUGAUGGAUUGGAAGUAUGAUUACUCACCUAAAAAUAGAUAAAUUGUUAUAUUUGUGAGGUCUUCAAUGGGCUUUAUUCCAAGAACAGAUCUAAAGUCCAGGCUUUCCAGGCUGUGAUAUCUACUUCUGGAUCGUGGUCUACUCGUUUUAUGUUGAAGUGAGAAAUCCUGAUGAUGGGUUGGAAGUAUGAGUACUCACCUAAAAAUAGAUAAAUUGUCCUCGAGUCUGUAUUAAGGUAUCCCUUUUAUCAAAGGGUUCUUAUCCCCAAUAGUAUUUGAGGUAAUUGUAAAACUUCUAAAGCUUGUAUUCGGUAAACUUAAAUGCAAUUGUGCCUUCCUUUGGUAAAGCGGAUUUCCCAUCAGACACGUUCUCAUAUAAGUUAAAUCAAAAGUUUUUCUUUUAUCAUUUAUUAUCCCAAAUGCUUGAUUAAAUUCUUUUGUUUUAACUACA